Daldinia caldariorum is the source of this 2286-nucleotide messenger RNA. Its product is annotated as ATP-dependent RNA helicase dbp8. Gene Ontology annotation, molecular function: ATP binding; nucleic acid binding; RNA helicase activity. Lineage: Eukaryota; Fungi; Ascomycota; Sordariomycetes; Xylariales; Hypoxylaceae. The transcript has a single exon. The record is from RefSeq and is a predicted model, not a curated record. Bases 556 to 2190 code for a protein of 544 amino acids.
UGAAGAUCAAGAAAAACAGAGUUGAGAGUUUGAUUAAGGGAACAUAGGACACCACCACUUGCACCUGCACCUGCACCUGCACCUGCACCGCCUGUACCCGGACCUGCCCUGGGCAGCCUGGGCAGCAUGAAUUCCAGUACCUUAGGUACCUACCGUACCUAACCUAACCUUUAGGUACCUUAGGUAAAUGCAUUAUAUCGUACCUUAGUACCACUUUCCCGCAUUCCCUGCGAUCACGUAGUGUACAUAUGGACCCAUCGAAAAAAAGGUAAUCUGGCGAAUGGAGCAAUCCAUUACACCAACAGCCGCGCGUCUACACCUAGCGUAGCAGCCUAGCUAAAACGUAACUUUAGGGCGUGACAAUUGAUUGGUCAAGUUGCGAUAACCUUCCCCACAUUUAGACCCCUGUUUUUUUUACUUGGUAUCAACUUCAACUUUUUUUUUUUUUCAAAGCGCUUAGCUUGGAUGUCGAUUAAUGCGUCUUCCUAGAAGAAAAAAAAAGAUAUCAAAUACAUUUGAGGUCACAGAAGGGUUGCGUACGCAUUAAAUAUUAAGAUGCCGACAUCCGUAGCGGAUAUAGCCGCUGCAUCUGCGUCUGAAUCAGACGAUCAAAUAUCAAAUUCGUCGUCGCCACGACUCCAGACCUUGUCCGAUGGGGAUGUGUCGGGAUCGGAAGCAGAAUCAGACUCACUCGACAGUGCGGCUUCUCGUAAGAGACGCAGGAUAUCCGCCGAGUUAACUCCUGCUACCGCUGAACUAGGUACAUCAUCCAUAAAUGUGCCUUCAAGGAUCAAGCGGAAGAGCGCCGGUACUGGGCAGGCCAAACCAUCAUCAGAAAACCCAGUGUUAACAGCUGUUCCUAUCAACACCUCCAUUUCCGCUCCAGUGGACCGUCACACAACUUUCGAAUCGCUAAAUCUAAAGCCAUGGCUUGUUCGGUCCCUUGCCAACAUGGCAAUCAAACGACCUACAGGUAUUCAGAAGGCUUGCAUUCCUGAAAUCCUCAAGGGUAGAGAUUGUAUCGGAACGAGUAGGACAGGUUCAGGAAAGACAGUGGCCUUUGCUGCACCAAUCUUGCAGAAGUGGUCUGAGGAUCCAAGCUCUAUCUACGCAGUAGUGUUAACGGCUACUCGUGAGUUAGCUCUACAGAUAUACGAGCAAUUCAAGGCGAUAUCCUCGCCGCAGUCUCUCAAGAUAAUACUAAUCACCGGAGGAUCUGAUAUGCGGCCACAAGCAAUUGCUCUCGCCCAGAGACCUCAUGUGGUAAUCGCCACCCCCGGUCGAUUAGCUGAUCACAUUAACUCUUCUGGUGAAGAUACUAUAGCCGGCUUACGGAGGGUCAAAUUCGUGGUGCUUGAUGAGGCGGAUCGAUUGCUCGCAGCGGGUGGUCCGGGGAGCAUGUUACCUGAUAUUGAAGAAUGUCUGGGAGUCCUCCCGCCCUCAAGUGAGAGGCAGACGCUUCUGUUUACCGCUACCAUCACCCCAGAGGUGCGAGCAUUGAAAGAUAUGCCACCAAAACCUGGAAAAGAGCCAGCUUUUGUAUGUGAAGUUGACACACAGAAACUUGCCGUCCCAACCACUCUACAUCAAAUGUACAUCCAGGUAAACGUUACGCACAAGGAGUACUAUCUUCAUGCUUUUCUCCUGACGGAAGCCAACAUCGAGAAGUCACUUAUCAUCUUCUGCAACCGCACCUCGACGGCGGAAUAUCUACACCAUCUAUUACGACUAUUAGACCACCGUGUCACGUCUCUUCACUCUAGAUUACAGCAACGCCAACGUGUGGAUAAUUUGGGACGAUUCCGAGCUUCGGCGGCGCGGAUUCUUGUUGCCACAGAUGUAGCCUCGAGAGGUCUGGAUAUUCCGGAGGUCAGCCUCGUAGUGAAUUACGACGUCCCUCAAAACCCCGACGACUAUAUUCAUCGUGUUGGACGUACCGCCCGAGCAGGGAGGAAAGGUGACGCCGUCACUUUUAUCGGGCAGAGAGACGUGGAGCGCGUCCAUGCCAUAGAGACCCGUGUUGGUCGAGAACUAGAAAAAUGGGAGGAAGAAGGCGUCAACUUGGAGAGCAGAUUUAUCCGCGAUUAUAUGAAGGAAGUAGGAGAGAAGAAACGCGAGGCUCUACUCAAUAUCGAAGAGCAUAGGGAAGUAGGCGGAAAGAGAAAGCGCAAGAAGUUACGGCUGGAAUAGGUAGCUGUCACGCUUGGAUUAUUAAAAGAGGGAAGAGUUAGCCAAUUAAUUAUAGGAAGCUAGAUAGCGGAACGGGCAAAUGAUUCGACAUUUCAA